Molecule: messenger RNA, 378 nt
Organism: Dentiscutata erythropus
Lineage: Eukaryota; Fungi; Glomeromycota; Glomeromycetes; Diversisporales; Gigasporaceae
Source: the annotation of a GenBank genome assembly
AUGAGUCUUGAACCACUUAGCGAAAGAAAACUUGCUAAAAAAUACCCCAAACGAUCAGAGUUAUUAAAAUCCUUAGGAAUAAAUAUUCUAAAAAGUUAUCCAAAUUCUCUUGCAAACGAUAUUACAAUACCAGAGCUAGAGAAUUGUCAUGAAUGUAAUGAAGAAAUUUUUUUAAAUCCGCCCAAAGCAUUUACUAUGUUAGUGUGUGGUCAUACUCUCUAUCACGACUGCCUUGAAAAAAGUAAUAGAGAUAAGCAAAAAACUUGCCCCAUUUGUUUCGUAGAUAAUGAAGGACCGGCGUCAGCUGAAGUUCAGAACAUAGAUAUGACAGAGGCAGUGGAAGGUGAAAGUGAAGAAACCUCUAAUCUAACAGGAGAG